AUGGAAGACACAGUUGACGCGUUUCUCGAGAUCGCAUCACUUUCUCGUGAGGGGGGAGAUAAAGAGCGUGAUUAUACUUCUUUUAGCCUCUGUUGGAAGCUUCCAAGAGCUGAAAACCUUCUUCUUCCCUUGGAGCUUGGAGCAUCAUCUUCUUCUCUUGGAGACCUGAGAGCUUGGAGCAAGAGAGGGAGGCUAAAGGGGAGAAAGAGCUUGGCUAGCAAGGAAGCAAUGUUCCUACUUUCUUUCAUUAAAGGAGAGCUUCAUCUUCGUGCGGAGCUUCUUCAGAACAUCGCGAGACCUCAGAACAUCACAGAAACAUCGCAUCUCUCCUACCACUAGGAGAGCUUCAUUCUACGUGAAGAAAUGCGGCAUGAAAUGACGAAAGCUAACCGGGUCUGAAGUGUUCCAAUUUAACAAUCUAUAUCUAUGAAUAUAGGUUGUUAAACAUACCUAUGAUUCAUUAUUUAAAUUUAUAGAUAUUUAAAUCAAUGUAAACUUUAUUUCAUUACGAAUUUUAAAUAUUCCUUAUUUCAUUA
This is a messenger RNA of Phalaenopsis equestris, 536 nucleotides long. RefSeq lists its product as uncharacterized. The transcript has 4 exons. NCBI's taxonomy places the organism in Eukaryota, Viridiplantae, Streptophyta, Magnoliopsida, Asparagales, Orchidaceae. Bases 1 to 339 code for a protein of 112 amino acids. The record is from RefSeq and is a predicted model, not a curated record.